Molecule: messenger RNA, 3737 nt
Organism: Onychostoma macrolepis
Lineage: Eukaryota; Metazoa; Chordata; Actinopteri; Cypriniformes; Cyprinidae
Gene: c7a
Product: complement component 7a
Exons: 18
Coding region: 142-2697 (851 amino acids)
Biological process (GO): immune response
Cellular component (GO): membrane attack complex
Molecular function (GO): protein binding
Source: RefSeq, a predicted model, not a curated record
AAUAAUGAUCAUUUCCCGCUCAUGGCUUGUUUUCUCGAGAUAAGACAGGGACAGGGACAGGGAGUGUUUCCUAUAGCUGCCUGCAUACAGUAAAGACAACAGGUUUGGAGAGAAACGUGCAUACUGCUUUAGAUUAUUACAAUGAAGCACAGGAAAACUGUUCUCAGUUCUCAGUGUGUGUUCCUGCACAAAGUCUUUCUUGUCUCACUGUUGUCUUCAGCAGCAAUUACACAUGCAGUGUCAGUGAGGUCCAUUAGGUCUGUGUCUGAACCUGUGCACUGCCAGUGGGGACCCUGGUCCCCUGACAGCUGGUCCGCCUGUGAUGGAUGCUCCAAAACACAGACUCAGAGCCGCUCCAUUGCAGUCUACCCUCAGUUUGGUGGUCAGCCUUGCACUGGGAGCUCAACCCGCACUCAGUCAUGUAUACCGGCUCAGGUCUGUCCUCUAGAGGAGGGUUGUGGAGAACGUUUUCACUGCCAGUCCGGGAAAUGUAUCAGCCAGUCUCUGGUAUGCAAUGGAGAUCAUGACUGUGAAGAUGGCUCAGAUGAGUGGAGAUGUGACAGUAAAGAGCUCUGUGACCUGCAAAAACCUCCACCGAAUGUAGAGCUCACUGGUCAAGGGUUUGAUGCAGUGAGGGGAGAGGCAAGAGGAACAGUUAUCAACACCAAAAGCUUUGGAGGUCUGUGUAAAAAGACCUUCAGUGGAGACCACAAGGACCUAUAUAGACUUCCCCAAAGUGUCCUCCGAUACACUUUCCAGGUCACAGCAAAAAAUGAUUUCACAGAUGAAUCCUAUGACAGCACUUGGCACUACCUUAAUCACAUUGAGUAUCAUUCAAGAACGACAGGCACAACUUAUGGGCAUGAAGAUUAUGUCUUCCAUGAUGAGCUGUUACAGUCACAGUCCAAAAAUCUGCUGAUCAUGAAGAGUGAUAUGGACGUGGCCCAGUUCCAAAACCAGGCCCCAGAAUAUCUGCCACUUUCAGAAGAGUUCUGGAAAGCACUGCGGUCCUUGCCUGUUACAUAUGAUUAUGCUGCCUAUCGCAAUGUGCUGGAGAGAUUUGGGACACACUAUAUUUCAGAGGGCACUCUUGGGGGACAGUUUAGAUUAUUUAUGGCGGCCAGCCAAGAUUUUGUUAAAAAAAUGAAAACUGUGCAAAGAGACUAUAAACAUUGUGUCGAAACGUCCCAUUCUGUCCUGUUUAUCAUCAGGUGGACCACAGUAGAUUGUGAUGAACAAACGUUUCGGGAAGCUCAAUCCUUUUAUAAAAGCAUAUCAAAAAAUGAUAUGACCACAAAUAUAAUUGGUGGAGCUCCUGGAUAUAUAGCAAAAUUGUCAAUGUUAAACAAAAACACAGCAGAGGAGAAUGGCAGGACUUUCUCGCAGUGGUCAGGUUCAGUGAAGGACUUUCCAAAAGUCAUCAAACCAAAGCUCAGACCUCUCCAUGAGCUGGUGAAAGAGGUCUCAUGUGCGGGAGUGAAAAGGCAUCACUUAAAACGUGCAAUUGAGACUUACCUCAGCGAGAAACACCCAUGUCACUGCAGAGAAUGCCAGAACAACGGGCUGCGUGUGCUGGACAAUGACGUCUGUAAGUGUGUGUGCAAACCAGGCACCAAAGGCCAGGCAUGCGAGCAAGGGACACCACAAGAUGAACAACCAGGAGUGAUCCAUGGAGACUGGGCCUGUUGGUCUUCAUGGAGCUCCUGCAAGGAAGGUCAGAAACGCCGGAGUCGCUCCUGCAGUCGUCCCGCUCCUUCAGGCGGCAGGGACUGCAUUGGGAACACUGUGGAGAUGACAGCCUGUGAUGAUGAAUUAGAUUACCUACGUACAAUGGAGCCUCACUGCUUUGAAAAUUCAUUCACACCCAGGAAAGGUUGUAAAACGCCACCCUUCCUCGCUAACGGGUUUGUUUUGUACCCCAAAGAUGCAUUUCCAGUAGGCAGUAAGAUUGAGUAUGCAUGUAUUGAGGGCUUUCACCUGAUCGGGGAUCCUAUAGCAGAAUGCCAAGAAAAUCUGGACUGGUUGAGAAAUCAAAUAGAGUGCAAGAAAACAUUAUGUGAUCUACCUCAGCUUCCUCCAGAUGUCACUGGAAGCCCGUGGAAGCUUACCUAUAACAUCGGUGAAGCUGUCUCACUUUCCUGCCCUGAAGGUAAAGUCAGAGAAGGUCCGGCUGAGAUUCAGUGCAAUGCUGGUCUUUCCUGGUCACCGCAACCAAAAGAAACCGGGUGUCUCUCAGUUUUUAAGUCAGCCACUGUGCCGGUGCAAUGCCAGCCAUGGGAGAAUCUGGCAAAGGACAAAUGUGUGUGUAAAGUACCCCACGAAUGCAAGUCUUCCUUGGAGAUAUGUGCCACUGAUGAGAAGCGCGGUCGGACACGGACACUGAGUCUGUGUAAAGUACAGGCUAUGCAAUGUCUGGGACAUCAGUACACGCUUGCUGAAGACAGUGCCUGCCAGUGGCCACAUCGCUCAUCCACUGCUUGCCCGCACUGCACACUCUGGGAGACGUGUGAUGAGCAAACAAACAGCUGCCGUUGCAAGACAAGUGAGGAAUGCUCAUCCCUGGACGCUUGGAUCUAUGUGUGCGUGCAGCAGGAAGGAGCGUCUGCACCAGUGACAAUGACAGAAUGCGAGGCGGCUGUGAGGAAAUGCAGAGGAGAAGCUGUCCGCAUUGUCAGCAUUCAACCCUGUCAGUCAUAAUCUCAGGGCUUCACUAACAUAUUAAAUAGUGUAAAUGAAUUUUGUACCCUAAAUUCAAUCAGCAAAAGUACAAAGCUAAAUGUAGGCUAUAAAAAAACUACACCACAGUCACAUGACUUCAGCGUCACUAAGCUUCCAACUCUUUAUUUAAAAAACAUUUUUCAUGAAAGCUUGCGUUAGAACAGUUUGCCGUAGUGUCCACAUAGUAGACAAGUGAGUAGAUACGUUUUCCUGUUAGCUGUGAUGAUAUUUAAUGUCCAAGACAACCUCUGUAGUCCCAUUUAACUUAAUUUCUCAAGACAAGUAAAAGCUUUUAAAAAAUCUUAUUUUAAAAAAUGUUAUGUCAUAGAAUAAAAUGAGAAUCAGUCACAGACAAAAUUCAAGCACAACUAUGUCUGUUUGGUAAGCCUAAUAACCAGCAAAAAAGUAAGAAAGCACAAGUUAAACCAACAUUGCCGUGUAUUCCUGUCAACCUGUUCUGGACUUCCUCUGGGCUCUGGACAGCAUCAUAUUGAGCCAGCUCCAGACGUCCUGCCAAACUCGUGACAACCAGCCCGGAUUCCGCCAACAGCUUGUCCAGCGUCAGCACUGCAGCCAAAUAAUUAACCUGAAAACCAUGUCUGUUCCUGUAAACGCUUUUUUUUUUUUGCACCCUCCAUUACUGCUUCAGCAUUGUUGCGAGAAAGUAAAAGGGUAGGCACUGCUGCCAGGUGCGAAUUUCACAGCUUCCCUAUUAAUGUGCUAACAAAUCCAAUUACCUAUAACUGACUGAGAUCCAAACAUGAUAAAUUUAAUGGGAGACGCUGAAAUUGGAGCCUGUGACCUGUCAGAGGGUUGUUCUGAGAAUCGUGGAUAAUAGGGUGGAUAUCAGAUAUCAGGUUUAUAUUGUUUCUUAGUGAAAAAUCUGAUUAAUCCGAGUUUCUCUGAAAAGAGGGUAAUAUCUAUUGAUACUGACUUUUAUUAUUCCACAGAUUGAUAUCUGUACCUUUUCUUAUGGUAUUUUGUAUGUUAAAUAAAACAAUUUCUAAUACAAGACACAA